Molecule: messenger RNA, 801 nt
Organism: Macrobrachium nipponense
Lineage: Eukaryota; Metazoa; Arthropoda; Malacostraca; Decapoda; Palaemonidae
Product: dnaJ homolog subfamily C member 7 homolog
Exons: 1
Coding region: 1-801 (266 amino acids)
Source: RefSeq, a predicted model, not a curated record
AUGGUGGCUGAUUUAGAGAGGCUGAGGAAGGAGUGUUCCGAGAAGGACGAACGAAUCAACGACCAGGAAAUGCUCUUACGAACUCUCAAGGCCGAGAAACACCAAAUUAGCAAAGAUCUGGAGGAGAUGAGGAGGAUCUGUAGCGAAAUGAAGGAACAGAGAGAAGACAUUGGACAAAUGACAUUCAUAGGCAAAGGACUCUUUGCCUACAUGAAUGAUUUGAAUGAUGCUGCCUUCAAUGUCUUCUCAGAGGCCUUGGCCAAUGGUUCCUUCACCAAUGAAGAAUCGGCUCUGCUGCAUAUCCUUCGGGCUAAGGCUCUGGUGGCUUGUGGUCACCCUUCAGAUGACUUGGCCAUCAUAGCGGACUGUUGCAUGGCCAUCGACAAGGGUCUCGGCGGAUGGGAAGUGCACCAAAUUCGAGGGAAGCACCUCCUAAAACAAGAGCUCUUAGGGGCUGCCGUGGAAGACCUCGAAAUUGUCAACAGGCUUAAGAGAUCUGCAGAAACUCGGCAAGCACUGAAUGAGGCCAAGAAUAAGCUGAUGACAUGGGAAACCCAAAGCCACCACAAUGCUUUGGGUCUUCAACAAACUGCCACUAAUCCUCAAAUUUUAAAAGCCUACAAAAACCUGUCCAUGAAGUACCAUCCAGACAGGCACAGAGACAAACCUGAAGUUUUACAAAAGGCUUUUGAAGAAAAAUUUAAGCGUAUUACUAACGCAAAGACUGCUCUGAUGGAAAAUCAGCACCAGUGGCAGCAUGAGGCAAAGUUCCAACAAAACAACGGCUACAGUUAUCAUUAA